Messenger RNA from Phymastichus coffea, 1313 nucleotides. Its product is annotated as PEST proteolytic signal-containing nuclear protein-like. Bases 335 to 904 code for a protein of 189 amino acids. The transcript has 3 exons. The record is from RefSeq and is a predicted model, not a curated record. Gene Ontology annotation, biological process: proteasome-mediated ubiquitin-dependent protein catabolic process; protein ubiquitination. Gene Ontology annotation, cellular component: nucleus. NCBI's taxonomy places the organism in Eukaryota, Metazoa, Arthropoda, Insecta, Hymenoptera, Eulophidae.
GUAUGUAUGUACAUACAUACAUACAUAUACAUACAUAGAUUAACAUUUAAAGAUGGCGUGUGAUGGCGUAUUUUAAAGUGCGUAGAAUGUAACUAUAUUUCUUGGAAAUAAAAUCACUAGUAACCCACUGUUGACUGCGUUCGCGUGCCAGUCUCUAGUUUUUAUAGUUCUGUACAGAAUAUGGAACAUAAAUGACGCUGCGUGUGGCUUGACAUAGGACUUUGUAUAAAAAAAAUCAACAAUUUUAUGUGUCUUGAGACAACGUCACAGUUUAAAUUAGUUAAAAUAUUGCAUAUUAAAUAUUUACUUUGAAUAGUACAUUACUUUGUAAAAAAUGUCGAACAGAAACGAUUACAGAAGGGAUGAUUAUAAAAGAGAAGAUUACAGAAGAGAUGACUACAGGCGAGAUGAUUACAAAAGAGACGACUACAGAAAAGGGUCAAGUUCUUAUUUGUCAGAGGAUAGACGGAGGGAAGGUGAGGAUAGUUCCAGCUCCAGAGAACGAUCACCUCACAGGCCACAUGAUCGAUAUGAGUACUCAGGCAGUUCCUUUCAAUUCCAAACAGAUAAGCAAAGAUUGGCCUUUGGUUUUGAUCAGAAACCUUCCAGUAGUGACUCAAAGAAGGGUGGUAUACAAAUGAAAUUGGGUACUGGACCGGUUAGUAAACUUACUAAACCAGUUCCUCCCAAGAAACACACAGUUGCUUCAGUUUUUAAUAAUGAUGAUGAUGAUGAACCAGAAGAAAUGCCUGCUGAAGCUAAAAUGCGAAUGAGGAAUAUUGGGCGAGAUACACCGACAUCUGCAGGCCCAAAUUCAUUUGGAAAAACUAAGCAAGGUUUCUGUGAUUCUAAGAAGAUUUUUGAAAAAACUUUGAAGAAAGCAAUGGAAGAAGCCAGUAAAUAAAUGGUGUUUUGGACUAAUUUAAUAAAUUUGAAUUAAUUCUUUGAUAUUCAGAAUAGUUGAGAAUAUUUUAUUGGAUAAUAGAGUAAUAUAGAAUUCGAAAUUUAAUGAUGCAAUAUUUGCAUUGUCCAAUGGUCAAGUUAUGUCAAUGAAUUGUCAUAUAAGAAAAUGUUAAUUUCAUUAGAAUAACUUUUGAAUUUUACAGAAUGUAUUCUUGAUUUACAUCAAAAAUAAGUAAUUACUGUAACUAAUGUUUAAGUAUGGAUUCAAAUGUCAACAGUUUCAUUUUAUGCUCUCUGUAGUUUCUUAUUUAAAUUUGCUCAUAUUACAAUUAUCUACAUAAAUUGAAAUUUCAAUCACAUAAAAACUUUCUAUAUUAUGAUCUUAGAUUUAAUAAAGUUACUAAAAAUCU